AACACAAAAAACUCAAAGACAUACUAUAAAACGGAGUACCAAAAAGAUAAAAAUUAAAGACGGGCUAUAUAUAUAACGAAGAAGACGAAAACUAAACCCCCAAACAAAAAAAGCAUAAAAUACCUAAUCAAACCCUAGGCUAAAGUGGAUUAUAAUUUAUAACCAUUUUUUUUUCUUCAUAUGUUAUGUUAUAUAUAUGUGUGUGUGUCUAUGUGUAAAGGAACAUAGAAUGGAAAAGGACUCAGUAGCAGCUACAACGACGAAGAAGACGACAUGGAGUACAUGGGAAGAACUUUUGUUAGCGUUUGCUGUGAAAAGGCAUGGUCUAAAGGACUGGGAAUCUGUAGCCAUGGAACUCCAAAACCGUAGCUCUUUACCCGCCCUAUUGACCGCUCAAAUUUGUAAGGAGAAAUACAGGGACCUACGCCGCCGCUUCAUGAAUAGCUAUAACAACAGUUAUGAUGAAAAAAUCAUAGAACAGGAUGUAGAUGGGAAUGGAGAUGUAACGAUUCCUUGGAUUGAGGAGUUGAGACAACUCCGGGUUGCUGAGCUUAAACAAGAGGUUCAACAAUACGAUCUUUCGAUCCAGUCGUUGGAGAUGAAAGUGAAAAAGAUGGAGGAAGAGAGAGAACAGAGUUUGAAGGAGCAGAGUUUAGAUGAUGGCCAGAAACCAGAUCUGGAGGAUGUGAAGGAAGAGAGUUCGCAAAACGACAAAAACAGCGGUGCCGAUGCUAAACCGGAGGAUUCCACCGGAAAGGCCGUGUCCAGCGAGGAGUCAGACCGCGAAAACCGGUCGUUUAACGAGUCUAAUUCGACGGAGAACAGAGAAACCGGUGUUAAAAACGAACCGGAGCCGGUCGAGAUCGGUGAAGAUAAACCGGUUCAGGAUGUUAAACCGGUUAGUGAAGAGGACUCGUAUAAUGAUAGCAGUUCAGAUAGACAGGAGGAAAUGAAAGCCCGUCGCGACUCGGGCGAUUUACGCGAUACAGUAAGCGGGUCUAAGGAAGAGACUAAGGAAAACAGUGACGUGCAGAGCACGGCGACUUUAACGAAGAGAAAACGGCAGCGCGGUGGCGAUGGUGGUAGAAGCGGCGGAGAUGCGGCUGAGACGGGCUCUCCAGCCGUUAGAAUUAAAGGGGAGGGUUCGGCGAAAUCAGAGCCGUUAAUUGAGAUUUUAGACAUUAUCAGGUCGCAUAAGCGCGGCUCUGUAUUCAAGCGCCGGCUAGACAGCCAGAAAACGGACAAGUACAAGAGUAUGAUCCGACAACAUAUGGAUCUUGAAACGGUUCAAGUCCGGAUUGACGACGGAUCCUAUUGCUCUUGCCCUUCCAAAUUCUACUUGGACCUGCUACUCAUCUUCAACAAUGCCAUAGUCUACUUCCCUAAGUCAUCCCCAGAGUCAACUGCAGCUAACGAACUCCGUGGCGUUGUCAUGGAAGAAUUAAAAAAGACCAGAACCCAGUCAAAGGAUCAAUCACCCGGACCAUUAAGGAUCCAACCUAAGCCCGAAUUGGAGAGAUCCGAUUCUUUGCUUGCAAAACACAAGUCUACCGUUCCUAUAGUAGUCUGUCGCAAGAGGAGCUCCAUUUCAGCAAAAGCAGCAGCUUCUUCUGGUAAUAACAAGCCAGAAAAACCAGCUGAUAGUAAACCUCCUCUGAACCCAAAGCCACCCGCCAUAAAGUCAUCUUCGAAUGAAGAAGAGAGUUCAAUCAAGCUUGGGGUGAAAGAAAAGCCAGUGACUGGGGUAAGAAGUAUGAGGAGGAGCAGCAAAAGCCGUUCGAAUAAUAAUGCUUCACAAUCCAACAGCAAUCAAAACACGAAUGCUAAGCAAACCAAUAGCAGCACGGACAAAAAAGAAGAGGCGAAACCAGAGAAGAAGAAAGAAGAAAGUAAAAAACGAGGAGCUGCCGCAGACUUCUUGAAGAGGAUAAAGAAGAAUUCUCCUACGAAAGGAACGUUAGUGGAGGCGCUGAAGAAUAAUCCUCCGGAGGAUGUUGUCGUUAAAGGUAACAAAAGAGAGCAGCAAAAGAAAAAAGUUGAUGAACGGAGAGAAGCUCCGGUGAGGCGAAGUGGUGGAGGCAGUAGUGCAGGCAAGGAGGAAGGUAGUCCGUCAAAGAGGAGCGUAGGUCGACCACCAAAGAGAGGUGGUAGAGAAGUAGUUGUGCAAGAAAAACGUGUAAGGGAAAAUAGUGAAAAGGAUGAUUCUUCAAAACGGCCAAAGAAACGGUCAAGGAGGUAAAAUUAUGAUGAAUCAAGUUAAAAGUACUGAUGUUAGUUUAGUCUCAUUUUGCAGUGUAUAUUUCACAUCUUGUAUUUUUAGUGUUAGGUUUUGAUUUUGGGAAUAUUACAUGUUAGGAUUAGUUUACAUCUUUUGCUUCUGUAACAUGUUAUUGGUGUUUGUACCUCUUCCUUGUUACAGUGAAUUUUCUUUUCUCAA
Messenger RNA from Solanum dulcamara, 2437 nucleotides. RefSeq lists its product as uncharacterized. Bases 197 to 2239 code for a protein of 680 amino acids. Gene Ontology annotation, molecular function: protein binding. The record is from RefSeq and is a predicted model, not a curated record. The transcript is spliced from 3 exons. NCBI's taxonomy places the organism in Eukaryota, Viridiplantae, Streptophyta, Magnoliopsida, Solanales, Solanaceae.